Molecule: messenger RNA, 4193 nt
Organism: Onychostoma macrolepis
Lineage: Eukaryota; Metazoa; Chordata; Actinopteri; Cypriniformes; Cyprinidae
Gene: kcnt2a
Product: potassium channel, subfamily T, member 2
Exons: 28
Coding region: 414-3749 (1111 amino acids)
Biological process (GO): potassium ion transport
Cellular component (GO): membrane
Molecular function (GO): intracellular sodium-activated potassium channel activity
Source: RefSeq, a predicted model, not a curated record
AAUUCCAUACAAACAUUUGUUCGAUUCCUUUUAACAAUAAUAGGGUUAAAUGGUAAAUGUCUACGCAGAGCGCGUUCGUGUGUUUGUCUCUGUUAUUUAUUUAUUUAUUUUCUGUGAGAAGAAGCUGCUGCUGAGGGGAAGCCGCUGACAUACAACUUCUGACAUCAAUAGCCUAUUUGCAUCAGCAUUUGCAUAUUUGCGUCUAUCAAUCACACUUGCCAGAUGUGAGCGUUGACUCUGGGUAGAGAGACAAAGGGAUUGGAGAGAGCGAUUGCACUUUGAUAUUGUUUUGCAGCUCGACCCUGAAAUAUUAAGAAUAAUUGGAAAAAGGCAAAAGACACAAACAAACUUUGGGGCUCAUAUAAAGUUGUCUUACUGAUCUGGUAAAGAGUUUAUUGCGUUUAUUGAGAAAUAUGGCCGGAGAAAACGGAGUGGCACCCUUGCCUAGACACAGAUUCGGGGAUUUUUUGCUUCGAGAGCAGGCACGGCAAAACGAUGUCAAGGUGCAGGUUGACUUCUUCGUCAAAGAGAAUAGUUUCAAAGAACGCCUGAAGUUUUACUUAAUCCAAAACCAACGAUCCAGUCUCAGUGUGCGAGUGUUUUAUCUUUCCCUCAGUGUGUUAAGCUGCAUUUUGUAUAUAAUCAGAGUGCUGACUGACUCAAGUGACGCUGAUCCUGAAUGCUUGGACUGUCCAUACAAUUAUACCCUGUUCGAAAUCAACUGGGCCUCAAUUAUUUGGGUUGACCGAAAGCCCGCACUUUGGGGUGCACAGGUGUCUGUUGCAGUCAUAUGUUUAUUCAUAAGAAUCCUGCUGACAUAUCUACGAUACAAGGGAAACAUAAGGCAGCAGGUACUUCAAAUAGCGUUUAUCUUGGAAAUGAUUGACACUGUGCCCUUUGUGACUGGAAUUUUUUAUUAUCCUCUCCGAAACCUCUUCAUUCCUGUGUUUCUGAACUGCUGGCUGGCAAAACGUGCUUUGGAGAACAUGGUUAAUGAUCUUCAUCGUGCUAUUCACCGGACACAGUCAGCCAUGUUCAAUCAGCUCCUCAUCCUCACCUCUACCAUCGUCUGCCUCACUUUCACUUUCAUUUGUGGUGUUGAACACUUGCAGCGUGCUGGAAAAAAACUCACAGUUUUUGACUCUUUCUACUUCUGCAUCGUGACCUUCUCUACAGUGGGAUUUGGAGAUGUCGUUCCUGAUGUCUGGCCCUCCAAGUUGCUGGUUGUUAUUAUGAUAUUUGUGGCUUUAGUAGUCCUGCCUAUACAGUUUGAGGAGCUGGCCUACUUGUGGAUGGAGCGGCAGAAGUCAGGAGGAGAUUACAGCAAGCAAAGAGCAGAAACCGAGAGACACGUGGUACUGUGUGUCAGUUCAACCAAAAUCGACCUGCUGAUGGAUUUCCUAAAUGAGUUUUAUGCUCACCCCAUACUUCAGGAAUACUUUGUCAUCAUCCUUUGCCCAGUAGAGCAGGACGCGGCGGUGAGACGGGUGCUGCGGUUCCCAAUGUGGACACACAGAGUCAUAUAUAUGCAGGGCUCUGCCCUUAAAGAUCAAGAUCUGGUCAGAGCAAAGCUGGAUAAUGCUGAGGCUUGUUUUAUUCUGACCUGCCGCUGUGAGGCUGACCGCAAUGCAGCAGAUCACCAGACCAUCCUGAGGGCUUGGGCAGUGAAGGACUUUGCUCCAAGUUGCACUCUUUUUGUUCAGAUUCUCAAACCAGAAAACAAAUUUCAUGUGAAAUUUGCAGAUCAUAUUGUUUGUGAGGAAGAGUUUAAAUACGCUAUGCUGGCCCUGAACUGCAUCUGUCCUGCCACGUCCACCUUCAUCACCCUGCUGGUGCACACAUCUCAAGGCCUAGAGGGCCAGCAUUCUCCUGAGGACUGGCACAGGAUUUAUGGGAAAUGCUCAGGAAAUGAAGUGUACAGCAUUGUUCUGAAAGAAAGCAUCUUCUUUUCUGAGUAUGAGGGAAAGAGCUUCCCUUAUGCCUCCUUUAAUGCAUAUAAUAAGUACGGCAUCUGUCUCAUUGGAGUCUGUCCUGACGACACUAAGAAUAUACUGCUGAACCCUGGUCCUCAGCACAUCAUGAAACCUUUGGACGUGUGCUUCUACAUCAGUCUCUCCAAAGAGGAGAACUCCUGCUUUAAGGUCAAGAAAGGAAACAAGACUCGACCUCCAACCAGCAGCGCUAUUACUAGCAUGGGUACCAUGGCUAUAGACAUGCAGGAAAUAAGCAUUCCGUCCAGUUUAGGUCCAUCAUUCUCAACUGAAUCUAAUAUAUCUGAGACCAAAAAACCAAACAUGGUUCCUGUUCUGGAAUUGCCUGAUUCAUCUUCCUUUCAGACUGGCAACCUGCUCAUCGAUGAGUCAAAGAACCCAUGUCAGCCCUGCACUAGAAGUGAAGGCAGCAAUGGUUACAUUAAGGGAUAUCCUCCAGAUUUACCCUACAUCGGAAGCUCACCGAUACUUUGCCAUUUACGGAAAGAGAAAGCACCCAAAUGUUGUAUGCAGCUAGAAAAGUUUUUGUCCAAGACCUGCAACCACAAAGACAAAGAAGAUGUCAAAGCAUACGGUUUGAGGAAUAAGCUCAUCAUUGUGUCUGCUGAGGCCACAGGAAAUGGCCUGUACAACUUCAUUCUCCCAUUACGAGCCUCUUACAGAUCAGAGAAUGAACUGUGUCCCAUCGUGCUGCUCUUGGAACAUGAUCUGGAUGACCUGUUGCGUUGUGGCGUCUCGUUUGCUGCUAAUAUGGUGGUUGUGGAUAAGGAGAGCACCAUGUCCGCUGAGGAAGACUAUAUGGCUGAUGCAAAAACUAUUGUUAAUGUCCAGACCCUGUUCAGGUUGUUCUCCGGCCUCAACAUCAUCACAGAGUUAACUCAUCCCGCUAACAUGAGAUUCAUGCAGUUCAGUGCAAAGGACUGUCACACACUGGCCUUCUCCAAACUAGAGAAGAAAGAACGAGAGAAAGGCUCAAACCUGUCCUUCAUAUUUCGCCUGCCUUUUGCAGCUGGUAGGGUGUUUAGCAUUGGGAUGCUGGACACACUGCUCUAUCAGUGUUUUGUUAAAGAUUAUAUGAUAACCAUCACCAAACUGCUGCUUGGACUAGAAACCACACCACAAUCUGGUUUCUUAUCUUCUAUGAGUAUCACAGAGGAAGACUUGUGCAUUGAGACGUAUGGCAGACUGUAUGAAAUGCUCUCCUCCACUGUAGGAGACAUUCCCAUCGGCAUCUACAGAACUGAGUCUCAGAUACUUGAACCUCCUGAGACACCACAAUCCGAAAUUUCAGACAAGGUGUCAGUCUUUGAGGAGGGAAAGGACCCGGAGGAGCAACAGCAGGGUCCUAACUGUGAAAUGCCAGACAUCCAGACUCCGUCUCUGCGUCGAAGGAGCAUGCAGUGGGCAUCCAAUCUGCUGGGGCCGUGGCACGCUGAGCGCGAAACAGACAGACUGAGCCAGCAGCGUGGCGUCCUGCUCUCAUUCUCUGAGAGACAGGAGCUCACUGAGCUGGUCAAGAAACGCAUGAAGAACCUGGGCCUCUCCACAAGGGGAUUCGAUGAGCCGAAUAAUAACCAGAGCAGUCACUCAUACGCCUUAAUCAACCCGUCACCAGAUACAAGACUGGAGCUUAAUGAUAUUGUGUACAUAAUCCGUAAAGAUCCUGUCUCAUUAAAUCUGAACAAUACUGACAACAUCAACAACAGCAUGAGGAGCGAUUCACAAAUAAGAGAGAGGAACACAAAGAAUCAUCUCUGAAUGGAGAUCAUACUCACAACAGCUGUUUAUCUUCACUGUGACACAAGUAAUGCUUCUUCAGCAUUAGGUUAAGCUCUGAAAGCCAUUAAUGUAUUACCUAUACACAGCUCAGUUUAAUGCAUGUAAAACCUUUGCUUUAUCAUACUGUAUUUAUUCCUGCCUGCAUGCUCCUGUCCUGCCUUAUGCUCAGACUGACACACAGAGGUCAAAGGUCACAGACAGUGAUCCAGUUAAAGUUCUCUGUUUCUGGCUGGAACUCACAUUAGGCAACUGCUGGAUUCCUGUCAGACCCAACUGCAGUAAUGCAUGGAUCUACAUUUCUCACAUUCCACUACAUUUAUAUACAUAGUGCCAGUGUAACCCACCUAAAAAGACCACAAAAAUAUCUACAAUAAAGAAUAUUGAAAACACUGGAUAUUAACAAUUACUAAAUUAAAGUAAUAU